Molecule: messenger RNA, 1147 nt
Organism: Cadophora gregata
Lineage: Eukaryota; Fungi; Ascomycota; Leotiomycetes; Helotiales; Ploettnerulaceae
Exons: 2
Coding region: 225-1136 (303 amino acids)
Source: RefSeq, a predicted model, not a curated record
CUUUGAGUGGCUGAAAUCACUGCCUGGAACAAACGGGAUAGUGACAUGACAUCCCUCUCAAUAAAGUCCCACUUCCCUUUCAAACGAACAAUUGAGCUACUUCAAAACACAUCUUUCGACUCUCCUUCCACGCUCUACUAUAUUUCCAACUUCGAAAGCUUGCAAGCCCUAUUCUCCGCCACCGAGCCAUUCUUUCGUCCCUCGAAGCUACAGCCCAGAACAACAUGGAGAUACAAGCAGAUGCACGCAAGUCAUCCAAGCUAGCCGCUGAGAGUAUCGCAAGUCUUCUCGACGCUUUGGCAGAUUCAACUGCAAGCCCCGAGAUGUCUGCCAUAGGAAUUCCGGUUUCUGGAAACAUAUCUGUCAACAAAACCGUCAUCGCGAACCACAAGUUUCCCGCUAUACAACAAAGUCUCGAGCAUCUCGAAGUCAACAUCCUUACAGAAUCAAAGAUGAUGACUCAUGGGCCCUCAAUUUCCCCUUCAGUUAGGGUGGAGCAGAACAGCAACGUUCCCAGUAAUGGUCAUUCCCUCAGCAGUAUCCCAUUCGAGCUGCGUGACAAGAUCUUCGAACACUGUAUUGAGAUCAUCGACGGGAAAACCCCAACUCUAAUGAUUGCCUUGCGAUGCAAUAAAACGAUGUACUCGCAGGCACUGGGAUUGUACUGCAAGUACAACUACUUCAUUCUCAACCGCAUUACCAUAAAGACCAUGAAAAAUGUCUCACGCAAAGCCAUUGCCAAGAUUAGAAACCUAUGCAUCGACAACCGAAGUGGGGUUUUUUCCACUAUGGGCAACAAUUUUCCAGGACGCGUUUGCAGUGGUUGGCACAACCUAAGAACUGUUGCUGUGCUGUCAGGUGGUCGGCAUGAUUUUUUAGAUCCCCUGUGGGCGCGUCUCUGCGUUUGGACAUACAAGAGUAUCACCAAGGUAUUUUAUGCUAGAGGUAGUCAAGAUGAAGCCUACAGACAGCGGAGACCGAUAGAGUUCCUGGACAAAGGUUUGGGACUCCCUCAUAUAGCAGCCAAGGUGAGAAUCGCUGAGAAGGACUUUGAUGGGGUUAUGUGGGAUACAAGGUCGCUGAAGCCACUGACAUGGACCGAGGAGGAUCUAUUUCCGUCUGAUUAUCUUUGGUGAGGAUAUUUAGG